Messenger RNA from Drosophila innubila, 2620 nucleotides. Its product is annotated as dynein heavy chain 2, axonemal-like. The record is from RefSeq and is a predicted model, not a curated record. The transcript is spliced from 2 exons. Gene Ontology annotation, molecular function: minus-end-directed microtubule motor activity; dynein light intermediate chain binding; dynein intermediate chain binding. NCBI's taxonomy places the organism in Eukaryota, Metazoa, Arthropoda, Insecta, Diptera, Drosophilidae. The annotation marks the transcript as partial. Gene Ontology annotation, cellular component: dynein complex. Gene Ontology annotation, biological process: microtubule-based movement.
CCAGCAUUACUAAGUGCAACAACACUAAACUGGUUUAGAAUGUGGCCACAAGAAGCCCUAUUGGAAGUAGCCUGCCAUUUCUUAAAAGGAUUUCAACUUAAUAUACCUGUACCAGGAAAAGAGGAUAAAAAAGAUCGCGAAAGUUUAGUUAUGACCACAGAAAAUAUUUUGCAUCGUGAUAUGCCACAAGUGUUUUCCGUUAUGCAUUCCAGUGUCUCAAAAAUCUCACAGAUUAUGUUAAGAGAAGUCAAACGAUAUAAUUAUGUCACCUCACCGAAUUAUUUACAGUUGGUAAGUGGCUUUAAGGAGCUUCUUGGUAAAAAACGCUAUGAAGUUUCAACCGCUGCAAACCGCCUUCGUAACGGACUAUCGAAAAUUGCGGAGACACAGGAAAAGGUAACCUUAAUGUCAGAAGAGCUGAAAAUAAGUUCAGAACAGGUAAAAUUGCUCGCUAAGGAAUGUGAGGAAUUUAUUUUCAUGAUAGAAAUUCAAAAGUCUGAGGCAACGGAACAAAAGGAGAUAGUUGACGCAGAAGCUGUUAUAAUUAAACGUGAGGAGAUAAUUUGUUUAGACUUGGCAGCAACUGCUCGUGCAGACUUAGAAGUCGUUUUACCCAUGAUCGACGCAGCUGUGAAAGCAUUAGAUGCGCUUAAUAAAAAAGAUAUUGCCGAAGUUAAAUCAUACGGUCGACCACCUAUGAAAAUUGAAAAGGUAAUGGAAGCAGUCCUUAUUCUUCUUGGUAAAGAACCGACCUGGGAGAAUGCAAAAAAGGUACUAAGUGAGUCCACCUUUCUUAAUGACUUAAAAAAUUUUGAUCGUGAUCAUAUUUCGGAAAAAAUACUAAAGCGAAUAGCUUUAUACACGAAGAAUCCCGAGCUAGAACCAGACAAGGUUGCUGUUGUAUCAGUUGCGUGUAAGUCGUUAAUGUUAUGGAUUAUGGCAAUAGAGAAUUACGGUAAAGUGUAUCGUAUUGUUGCACCUAAACAAGAAAAGCUUGAUAAUGCCAUUAAGUCGCUAGAAGAAAAGCAAGCAGCAUUGGCGGCAGCAAAAAAAAAACUGGAAGAGUUACAGGCGGUUAUUGAAGAGCUUUAUAUUCAACUUAAUGAAAAAACAGAGUUGCUUAAUGAUUUACGGGCAAAGGAAGAACGGCUAAGAAAGCAACUGGAACGGGCAAUUAUAUUAGUAGAAUCGCUAUCUGGGGAACGAGAACGUUGGAUAGAAACUGUAGCUCAGCUGGAUGUAUCUUUUGAAAGACUACCUGGAGAUUGUCUAUUAUCUAUUGCGUUUGUGACUUAUCUGGGUGCAUUUGACACAAAGUACCGAGAAGAGCUUCUGAAUAAGUGGAAACAACUCAUAAAAGAUUUACUUAUACCAGCUACCCCUGACCUGAAAAUUACUAUAUUUCUCUGCGAUGCCGUUUCGAUUCGAGAAUGGAAUAUUCAAGGACUACCCGCUGAUGACUUAAGUACAGAAAAUGGAGUGAUAGUAACUCAAGGCAGUAGAUGGCCUCUAAUCAUCGAUCCCCAAAUGCAAGCGAAUAAUUGGAUUAUGAAGAUGGAGGAACGUAAUCACUUAGUUAUUAUUGACUUGGGCAUGACUGAUUAUCUGCAGAAAAUAGAGCUAUCCAUUAAAGAAGGAUUUCCAGUAUUAGUGCAGAAUGUGGGAGAGUCUCUAGAUCAAGCUAUAUAUCCAAUUCUUCGACGCAAUUUUACUAUACAAUCUGGAGAAAAACUUAUAAAAUUUAACGACAAGUACAUAUCUUAUAAUGAUCAGUUCAGAUUUUAUAUUACAACUAAAAUUUCAAACCCUCAUUAUCCACCCGAAAUAUCAUCAAAAAUGAGUGUCGUAAACUUUGCUCUUAAGCAAGAUGGUUUGGAAGCUCAACUAUUAGGAAUUGUAGUUCGCAAAGAAAAACCAGCUCUGGAAGAACAGAAAGAUGAUCUUGUAAUGACAAUUGCACGAAACAAACGUACAUUGAUAGAUCUUGACAAUGAAAUUCUAAGAUUACUAAAUGAAAGUAGAGGAUCGCUUCUUGACGAUGAUAAACUUUUUUCCACUCUACAGAAAUCUCGCCAAACAUCUACCUUGGUAAAAGAAUCAUUAAGCAUUGCAGAGGUCACAGAGGUAGAAAUUGAUGCAGCCCGACAGGAAUACAAGCCUUCCUCUGUACGGGCUGCUAUACUAUUUUUUGUCUUAAUGGAUAUGUCAAAGAUUGAUCCCAUGUAUGUUUUCUCAUUGGCUGCAUAUAUUCUACUUUUUACGCAAUCUAUUGAGCGCAGUCCACGCAAUCAACUAGUACAUGAACGUAUUCACAAUAUCGACGAAUAUCAUACGUAUUCAGUAUAUCGAAAUACAUGCCGUGGUCUCUUUGAAAAACAUAAGCUUUUAUUUUCAAUACAUAUGACUGCUAAAAUACUCUCGAACGCAGGGAAACUUGUGGAAGAAGAGUACAACUUUAUUUUGAAGGGUGGUAUUAUACUUGAGAAGCAAGGACAGGCUCCUAAUCCAGCCAAAUGGUGGAUUAGUGAGCAAAACUGGGAUAAUAUAACAGAGCUGGAUAAAGUACCAGGGUUUCAUGGCAUCAUAGAUUCAUUUGAAUCCAAUUUUAAAUCAUGGAAUG